AAUUAAAUAUCUCGGAACCUGUGCGAACUCGCUAUUAACAUUGUAAACGCUGCUUAUGGUACCCAUGUGACCAACGGAAGAUACGUGAUUAUAAAGAGUAAUGCAUGCUGAACAUGAAUCCAGUGUAGUUUUUUCAUUAUCGUUGAUGUCUAAUAUUUCGUGGGCGAUCAAACUUGAAACUUGUGUUUGGGGCUAAUCGAUCAAUUUCAGGUUAGGUUUCCCUCGAGCGUGAUUCUAUCUUCCCUUGCACGUGCGUCAGUUUGUAUAGGAGGGAAAUGGUACGCACGUAUCGUCGCAAAACGACUCCCGUUGACAAGGAGCAACUCAAGAAGGCAGUUCUUGCGGUGAGAAAAGAUAAAAUGAGCGUUUACGCAGCCGCAAAACAAUUCGAUGUCCGGAGAACCACGUUGAACAACUGGUUGAAGAAGAACAACGAUGAGAUAGAAAACUUGGAUAACGUGGUCGUACUACAUAAAGGACACUUCUCGGUUAUGGACUCUGAAACUGAAAAGACUUUGGUGGAAUACUUAGUACAUUGCAACGAUAUGUACUUUGGGCUAUCUGCGAAGGAAACCCGUGGUUUAGCCUUUGAUUUAGCUAAAAAAUUGAAUCUGAAGGUACCAGCAUCGUGGGAAGCCGCUCGCAUGGCCGGUGAAGAUUGGCUAAGCAGCUUUCUCAAACGACAUCCAAUAUUAUCCAUAUGCAAACCAGAAGCGACAAGUUUAGCAUGUGCCACCAGUUUCAAUCGAACAAAUGUAGAAAGGUUCUUUGCGCUGCUAAAAUCUGUGUGGGAUAAAUAUCGUUUCCCAAUUCACUGCAUAUGGAAUAUGGAUGAGACGGGAAUAACAACCGUUCAGACACCGAACAGAAUCAUCGGCCGAGUGAAACAAAUCGAGCGAGUGACUUCUGCGGAACGAGGAAACCUCGUAACUUUGACGAUGACGGUGUCAGCGAUUGGGCAAUUUUUACCUCCUUUUUUUAUUUUUCCUCGUAAACAUUUCAAGGAAUAUUUCCUUAACGGCGGACCACCAGGCUGCACAGGUGAAGCGAAUCCAAGUGGCUGGAUGAACGCGGAGCAUUUUGUCAAAUUCUUACAGUUUUUCCAGUCCCAUGUGCAUGCCUCCGUCGACGAUCCAGUUUUACUGAUACUCGACAAUCAGGAAUCACAUUUGUCCAUCGCUGGUCUCGACUAUUGUAAAGCGAAUGGAAUCAUUGUCCUAUCAUCACCGCCGCAUUAUUCGCAUAAGCUGCAACCGCUGAAACGCACCGUCUAUGACCCGUUAAAGAAAUGUGUAAACGCACAGUGCGAUAACUGGAUGACGUCUCAUCCUGGUAGGACAAUGACGAUGUACGACAUCCCCGGAAUCGUGGCUAAGGCACUACCACUUGCCGUAACGUAUCAAAAUAUUGUGUCCGGGUUUGAAUGCACUGGAAUUUCUCCAUUCAACCCAGACAUUUUCCAAGAAUACGAAUUUUUGACGAACAGCGUUAUGGAUAGAAAGUACCCUUUUACUUUCGUUGAUCCUGAAAAAGUCUACCUCAACGCAACCGACUCGGACGCCGAUCAGAACGAAGACAAAGUCGAUCCCAUGGCUUUAUCUAUGUCUCAUUAUGGUGAUACAUUGUGGGGGCACUUGAGCGCAACGAAACUUGAAAGUAUUCCUGAAAGCCGCUCCGAGACAGCCGACUCAUGAAGAACGAAGAACGAGCAUCGUCCUUACUGGCUCGCCUCAAAUGUGGGAAUUGGCGACUGAGCAGUAAAAUUUUAAAUAAAUUUUUAUAUUUUU
This is a messenger RNA of Temnothorax curvispinosus, 1787 nucleotides long. RefSeq lists its product as uncharacterized. The coding region runs from base 276 to 1694 and encodes 472 amino acids. Lineage: Eukaryota; Metazoa; Arthropoda; Insecta; Hymenoptera; Formicidae. The record is from RefSeq and is a predicted model, not a curated record. Gene Ontology annotation, molecular function: DNA binding. Gene Ontology annotation, cellular component: nucleus. The transcript is spliced from 3 exons.